Molecule: messenger RNA, 3773 nt
Organism: Vicugna pacos (alpaca)
Lineage: Eukaryota; Metazoa; Chordata; Mammalia; Artiodactyla; Camelidae
Gene: HACD2
Product: 3-hydroxyacyl-CoA dehydratase 2
Biological process (GO): sphingolipid biosynthetic process; very long-chain fatty acid biosynthetic process; fatty acid elongation
Cellular component (GO): endoplasmic reticulum membrane
Molecular function (GO): 3-hydroxyacyl-CoA dehydratase activity
Source: RefSeq, a predicted model, not a curated record
AGUGCCCAGUCCGGGCGGUGGUGCUCGCGCGAGGAGACUGGCCUCACGGCACUUGACAUGGCGGCAGCGGCGGCGACUGCAGCGACGAAGGGGAAUGGGGGCGGCGGGGGCCGGGCUGGAGCCGGCGAAGCUAGCGGCUCGCGGAAGAAGAAGGGUCCGGGGCCUCUGGCCACGGCAUACCUGGUUAUCUACAAUGUGGUGAUGACCGCGGGGUGGCUCGUUAUAGCCGUUGGUCUGGUCAGAGCAUACCUGGCUAAGGGUAGCUAUCAUAGCCUUUAUUAUUCCAUUGAAAAGCCUUUGAAAUUCUUCCAAACUGGAGCCUUAUUGGAGAUUUUACAUUGUGCAAUAGGAAUUGUUCCGUCUUCUGUUGUCCUGACUUCUUUCCAGGUGAUGUCAAGAGUUUUUAUGUUAUGGGCAGUAACACACAGCGUCAAAGAGGUACAGAGUGAAGACAGCGUCCUGCUGUUUGUCAUUGCCUGGACAGUCACAGAAAUUAUCCGUUACUCCUUUUAUACGUUCAGUCUGUUAAACCAUCUGCCUUACCUCAUCAAAUGGGCCAGGUACACCCUUUUCAUCGUGCUGUACCCAAUGGGAGUGUCAGGAGAACUGCUCACAAUAUAUGCCGCCUUGCCCUUUGUUAGACAGGCUGGCCUGUACUCCAUCAGUUUACCUAACAAGUACAAUUUCUCCUUUGACUACUAUGCAUUCUUAAUUCUGAUAAUGAUCUCCUACAUUCCAAUUUUUCCCCAGUUAUACUACCACAUGAUACACCAGAGAAGAAAGAUCCUUUCUCAUACUGAAGAACACAAGAAAUUUGAAUAGUUUCCUGCUUCCUCCACUCCCCCAGAAACAAACUUUCCAAUGACAAAAAAUGCUGCAGACUUUUUCAGUUCCCAAUGCGUUUCACAGAAAAUAAGUAAGAACUAUUUUUAAAAUACUAAAAAAAAUAAAUAAUACAAAACAAAAACCAAAAUCCAGUGCACAUGGGCCUGGGAUUUUAUAAAAAACAGAAACAAAAAAUGAAAGCCGUUACAUAAAACAUCCUGGCCGGCCCAUGUCAGCAUGCUCUUUCAGCCAGAGGUUCCCAAUAUUUAUGGUGACGCUGGAAAGGGAUUUGGGGUUUUAUAUCCUCCCGUUUCCUUUGUGUAUCUGAUAAAUAAAGAUCUGUAACACUAAAUUCUUGAUUAUUACAGUCUGAGUAGUGAAGUUGUACCCACUGAAUGCCCGGCUCGCAGCAGUUCUGUUCCAGUCUGCAGUGUGUUUAGCAUUCCCUCUCAAAGUGCUUGACUGCAUGCUGGAAGCCAUUUGUCCUAUGAAAUGCUCUGAAGUUAUGGCUGGGACCUACCCCCUCCUAUCUAGUGAAUGAAUUAUACAAUGUAUAUGUUUGUGCAACUUCAGGGUAGUGCCUGUAAUCAGAAAACAACUAGAACCCUUUUGUUUUUUUUUAAUUGAGUCAUUACUGCCUGCCACUUCGAAAUGUGCUUGAAUUAAAUAAGUAUGUGUAUAUUGUAGAGAAGCUACCUUAUAUGCGGCUCAGCCUCAUCAUACUUUUACAAAAUGACAGUUCUCAGAAAGGGAAAGCUCAGUUGCUAGUCAGUGACAAGUACCUUUCACAGUACCGUUCUCAGAACACCCCUGAGUAAGGUGGUCUGCCAAGAGCUGUUCUCACUUAGGGACCUGAAGCCAGUCUAGUCGCAUAGGAGUAGAGAAUCUGUUAUUGAAAGCACAUGGAGGUGUUACUUUAGAAAUGGAGUCUGGAAGAACAUUCAGGAAUAGGUUUAUAUACCCUUAUUAUUUUAUUUUUACAUUUUGAUUUAACUCUUCUGUUUGGAUACUUUUCCUCAUUUAUGAUCCCGUGUAGUUCCCACCCAAGCUUUUAAGUCCAGAGGCAGUGAAAUGUUCCAGUUGGGCAGUCGUGAGCUAAAAGCAGUAUUGUCCCCGCAUGGAGGAGCAGCCAAGAAAUACUCUGGUCAUAUGGACAUUGUCUAAUUAAUGUCAUGUCUUCAUACUUUAAUUGCUAAACUGUGCAUUUAAGACUCUUCAGGAAAGGGUGGCAUGAAAAUGUAAAGCCCAAGUUUAGACAUGCAUUAGAUUUUAAACACAGAAUGUUCUUUAUGGAACCUUUUUUGCUUUUUUUUUUAAUUGGUUGAUCUUUGAAAGUCUGGCUUACUAGCUUAUUGUCUGGUUAUCAGUUAAAAUAUAAUUGCUAAUAUUUGAAGAGUGUCAUAAUGGAAAGCUGAUUUUUAAAUUCUUAUUUUCAUAGAAGCUCGAAAAUGAGAAAACGUGCAGCCUAAAAUGUAAUGCAAGCAGGCGUGUAAUAAUUUCUUUUUUCAAUUGAACAUUUAAAAUUCUGCUCUUUACCGCCAGCACUCUUAACUUGGGCAUACUAUGAUUAGAAUCUGUUGGUGUACUUGAUAAACAAAAUAUGUGGGAAAGAUUAUUUUUAAUGCUUUUUAUUUUUCUUUUUCCAAAAUAUAUUUCUACUGUAAAAUAAAAUCAGUUUGGGUUAUAUUAGCUUUAUUACUUAAUUUGGGUAAGGUUUUUUCAUUUGUUUUUGGAAUAAGUUAUAGAAGAUAGGAUGAGAAAUGUAGGUUUUCCAGGAUUGCUGGAUUGGAGGUUUUAUUCAGGCCUCUCUAUUAUAAUUUGUCACUACUUGUGAGAAACAGUCUGUGACAAAUAGUGGUAUUGCAUCAAAUCAAACUUUGGCAACAAGAAUGCAGCAAACAACUCCCUUCUCACCAAGGGUCUCAACCCCAGUGUGUAUUUUUGUCCAUCAACAUUUAAAAUGCUCAUUGCAGAUAAGUCAGGCACGCCACCGUGUCCUUCAGUCACAACUCUCAGUAACUGGCUUAUUUAUCUCUGACAUGAAUUCAUUUCUCUUUGGAAGUGGUGGUGGUCUUUUAUGAACUGAGAACAUCUCACCCCACCAGGUGUCACAUCUUAUAAAGUGUGAAUGAGGAAGGUGUUGUUCUGGUGGGUAUUUUGUCAGACUUACCGUUUUCAUUUCAGGGCACAGUCAAAGGCAUCAUCUGCCCAGCUCCCCACCUGAUUGGGUGUUUCACAUCCCAGCUUUGGGGACCACCUUCUGGCAGAGAAUUCUUUGAGGUACGCAGUAGUGCUUUGUAGACACGAGCUGCUAAUCCGCAUCUUGCUGUGUUCAGUUUACUAAGAUUGGGAUCAUUCAUUUAACACGUACUGACUAUUAUCAAAGGCACCGUGAAGAGUUAGUCAUGGAACAAAGCACAUCCUCCCCGAUGAAACGUUCCUCUGGAGCAAACUUCCGACAGGAAGAGUUUAGAUGAUGUAGUGCUUAGAGGCACGUGAAGAGAUUGUGCCCUCACUUCCACUUGGGUUUUUGGUUAUUCAUUUAUAAUUAAAGGUUGGCAUUGAUGUGGUACAACCUGCAAAUUAUUUUCAACUCUGAGUUUCAGAUAAAACAUAAGACAAAAUCAGUACAUACUGCUCCUUUGAAAUUUGGGUAAAAAAUUAUACAACCGUAUAUAUAGUCAUUUUUAUAUUUUUUCUAUGUUGUGAAAACCAAAACUGUAAUUUUAUAAGUCUUUGAUUCACUAAAAUUAUAUAAUUUAAAUGUAUUUUUUGUAUAUUUAGAAAUAAGGAGUUCAAAGACUAUGCUUAACUUUCUAUGCAUGCAUUUGGAAGCUGUUUUUACCUGACACUGUUAAUGUAGUAAUGAGUUGUAUUCAUAAAAUACUGAUCUAUGUUGCAUUUCAAAAUAAACUGGCGUGUUGCUCUGCCUGGAUUUGAAAUACUGA